AUUAUAUUCACUGGAUAUAGAAGUCUUGCUCUUGAGUUCCCCGGUCGGCAGGUACACGUAAUCCAUUCGCAUUUGUACUAUACCCGGCACGAAAGACUUAAAACCCUCUCGACGAUUAUACUCUGAUAACAACACUCACACUCCUCAUCAUGCCCCCUGCGCAUCCCGAAGAUGUUGGGUCCCCUCUCUCGAGAUUCCGGGCCGUUAAAACCAAAAGCGGUCCGACAGUGUAUAUUCGGGAGCGUAAAAAAACGAGUACGCAAAAGCAGCAUUUGCACACGAUUUGGGUAUUCGGCUGGGCAUUUUCGACGCCGGACGUGGUCGCGAAGUACUCCGAGCUGUUUCCGGAGUCCGUAAACGUGAUACAGACGUUAUCAAAAGGAAAAAUCUUCCCUCCCCAUGUCGAAAAGAUACAUCUUAGAAAAUUUGCAAUGCUGAUUUGUGACCACAAAUCGUCUCUGUCUUGCAAGGACGCAACCCCACAGGCUCCGCCGCAUUUUACAGGCGGUUUGUGAUUCUGUUGGCCCUAAAGACAAGUCGCCUGUCAUGCUGAGCGCCUAGCCCAAAACCUCCCUACGCAGGCAUAGUAUAGGCCUGCAGUCCUCUCCAGCAAGACAAAUCUGAUUUGUGUACGCAAAUCCAAAAUCAGAAGCUUCGUUUUGAUAUGGGUAGGGGGGGUUUUUCCUUUCAAUUGACGUCAUGCGGGGGGAAGGAGCUACUGGUGCCAUGGUUUCGGCGGCGGUUCGCGACGGAGCUGAUUCAAGUGGUGCGGCGAGAGCUUUCAACAUCACCACCCACGACCUCUCCCGACCACGACGACGGGGCCAAUGUAAUAGAAGAUGCACGGGACCCGACGCGGGGCGCGUUCUUUUGCUUCUCCAACAACGGGACGUUCCUGAUGCUCACCCUGGUGCACGAACUGAAGGUGGUAACCGCUCCCAGGGCCGUGUGGAUGGACUGUGCCCCGGGAGAGCUCCGGUGGAGCGUGUUCGCGCGGGUGAUGUCCUUCGGGUUGCCACAGUGGCUGCAGAGUGUGAUGGCGGAGACCACGGAUAGCAAGGAAAAAAUCACCAUCAAAAGCGCCACGCCCUUAGCAUCGAACGAGACCAAGUGCAAGAACUUGUCGGCGACCAACAAAGUCUUCCUGCGGGGCGUCGCGCGGCUGUGCAACGCGCAGAGCAACAUGCAGUUUGUGUUCUCCGAGGCGGACACGUUGUGUGAGCCGUGGUUCAUCCGCGCCUGCAUGCGGGAACGGGUUAAGUACGUCGCUUCUCGGUUGUAUGACGUGGAAACCGGGCGCGUACCCAGUACGGUGAAUCCGGUGACCGCGGUCGUUUUUUCCUCGGCACCGCACUGCUGUAUUUUGCCGAGCUCGCCAGCGGAAUACAAGAAGCUCGUGCAUUCUUUCGUAGAACAGUUGAUGCAUACCCCACCACCGCCAAGCGGCAAACAUAGGGAUGUCGAUCCACCUGUGCUAACUUCGAAACUGUGAAAAUGUCUCAUUUUGGGCUACAAGAGCACUACACGAUGUAUGUUAUAACUCCGUAGUUGAGUAAACCUACCUACCUACCUGGAAGCACACGUAGGACUACAGUUCGCAUUGCCCACACGACAAGCUGUUUGUGGCGCUGCAUCGCUUCAGCCUCCAAAGGCCGUCUUGCAAACAAACUACAAGUAGAGGUUAAUAGCACAACAUCAUUCAUCAAUUCACAUUCUCUGUCCCACUUUGUCGGAACACAAUCUAUCAAGCGAAAAGCACAAAUGAACUACGAC
Amoebophrya sp. A120 is the source of this 1773-nucleotide messenger RNA. The record is from the annotation of a GenBank genome assembly. Lineage: Eukaryota; Dinophyceae; Syndiniales; Amoebophryaceae.